CCGUUGACUCACUCAGUGUUGGGAUCACUCACUUUCCCCUUACAGGACUCUGAUCUUGGAGGCAUUUGGCUUCAGAGAAAAACGAAUAGGAAAAACUGAAUUGUUAUGUUUUAAAAGGCUGCUGAAGUUGGUUGAUUUCUCAUCAUUCCUAAACCUAUCGGAGCACCUAAGUUGGGAGCAAAUUUACCAAGAUAUUUGUUGCUGCGGUGAUACUUUUUUUUUUCCCCAAAUGCUUUGGUGGGAAGAAGUAGACGAGUGUUAUGAAAGAGAAGAUGUUCAAAAGAAAACAUUCACAAAAUGGAUAAAUGCACAGUUUUCUAAGUUUGGGAAGCAGCACAUAGAGAACCUCUUCAGUGACCUACAGGAUGGGAGACGCCUCCUAGAUCUUCUGGAAGGCCUGACAGGGCAAAAACUGCCAAAAGAAAAAGGAUCCACAAGAGUUCAUGCCCUGAACAAUGUCAACAAGGCACUGCGCGUCUUGCAGAAAAAUAAUGUUGAUUUAGUGAAUAUUGGAAGCACUGACAUAGUAGAUGGAAAUCACAAACUGACUCUUGGUUUGAUUUGGAAUAUAAUCCUCCACUGGCAGGUCAAAAAUGUAAUGAAAAAUAUCAUGGCUGGAUUGCAACAAACCAACAGUGAAAAGAUUCUCCUGAGCUGGGUCCGACAAUCAACUCGUAAUUAUCCACAGGUUAAUGUCAUUAACUUCACCACCAGCUGGUCUGAUGGUCUGGCUUUAAAUGCUCUCAUCCACAGUCAUAGGCCAGACUUGUUUGAUUGGAACAGUGUGGUUUGCCAGCAGUCAGCCACACAACGACUGGAACAUGCGUUCAACAUUGCCAAAUACCAAUUAGGCAUAGAGAAACUGCUGGAUCCUGAAGAUGUUGCUACCACUUAUCCAGAUAAGAAGUCCAUCUUAAUGUAUGUCACAUCACUCUUCCAAGUUUUGCCUCAACAAGUGAGCAUUGAAGCCAUCCAGGAAGUGGAAAUGUUGCCAAGGCCAUCAAAAGUUACUAGAGAGGAACACUUUCAAUUACAUCAUCAAAUGCACUAUUCUCAACAGAUCACAGUCAGUCUAGCACAGGGCUAUGAACGAACUCCUUCCUCUCCUAAGCCUCGGUUCAAGAGCUAUGCCUACACACAGGCUGCUUAUGUCACCACCUCUGACCCCACAAGGAGCCCACUUCCUUCACAGCACUUGGAAACUCCUGAUGAUAUUGGCCGUUCAUCAAUGGAGACUGAGGUAACCCUGGACAGUUACCAAACAGCUUUAGAAGAAGUACUCUCAUGGCUUCUUUCUGCUGAGGACACAUUGCAAGCCCAAGGAGAGAUUUCUAAUGAUGUAGAAGAAGUGAAAGAACAAUUUCAUACUCACGAGGGGUACAUGAUGGAUUUGACAUCUCAUCAGGGACGAGUUGGUAAUGUUCUACAACUGGGAAGUCAACUGAUUGGAACAGGGAAAUUAUCAGAAGAUGAAGAAACCGAAGUACAAGAACAAAUGAAUCUCCUAAAUUCAAGAUGGGAAUGCCUCAGGGUAGCUAGCAUGGAAAAACAGAGCAACUUACAUAAAGUUCUAAUGGAUCUUCAGAAUCAGCAACUGAAAGAGUUAAAUGAUUGGCUAACUAAAACAGAAGAGAGAACAAGGAAAAUGGAGAAAGAGCCCCUUGGACCUGAUAUUGAAGAUCUAAAACGCCAAGUACAACAACAUAAGGUGCUUCAAGAAGACCUAGAACAGGAACAAGUCAGGGUCAAUUCUCUCACUCACAUGGUGGUGGUGGUCGAUGAAUCUGGUGGAGACCAAGCAACUGCUGCUUUGGAAGAACAGCUUAAGGUACUGGGAGAUAGAUGGGCAAACAUCUGUAGAUGGACAGAAGAUCGCUGGGUUCUUUUACAAGACAUCCUCCUGAAAUGGCAGCGUUUUACCGAAGAACAGUGCCUUUUUAGUGCAUGGCUUUCAGAAAAAGAAGAUGCAUUGAACAAGAUUCACACAACUGGCUUUAAGGAUCAAAGUGAAAUGUUAUCAAGUCUUCAAAAACUGGCUGUUUUAAAAACAGAUUUAGAAAAGAAAAAGCAAACCAUGGACAAACUCUGUUCACUCAACCAAGAUCUUCUUUCAACCCUGAAAAACACGUUGGUAGCCCAAAAGAUGGAAGCAUGGCUGGACAACUUUGCCCAGCGUUGGGAUAAUUUAGUCCAAAAACUUGAAAAAAGUUCUGCACAGAUUUCACAGGCUGUCCCCACCACUCAGCCAUCACUAACACAGACAACUGUAAUGGAAACGGUAACUAUGGUGACCACAAGGGAGCAAAUUCUGGUAAAGCAUGCCCAAGAGGAACUGCCACCACCACCUCCCCAAAAGAAGAGGCAGAUUAUUGUGGAUUCCGAAAUUAGGAAAAGGUUGGAUGUCGAUAUAACUGAACUUCACAGUUGGAUUACUCGUUCAGAAGCUGUGUUGCAGAGUCCUGAAUUUGCAAUCUAUCGGAAGGAAGGCAACUUCUCAGACCUUAAAGAAAAAGUCAAUGCCAUAGAGCGAGAAAAAGCGGAGAAGUUCAGAAAACUGCAAGAUGCCAGCAGAUCAGCUCAGGCCCUGGUGGAACAGAUGGUGAAUGAGGGUGUUAAUGCUGACAGCAUCAAACAAGCCUCGGAACAACUGAACAGCCGGUGGAUAGAGUUCUGCCAAUUGCUAAGUGAGAGACUUAACUGGCUGGAGUAUCAGAACAACAUCAUCGCUUUCUAUAAUCAGCUACAACAAUUGGAGCAGAUGACAACUACUGCUGAAAACUGGUUGAAAACCCAACCUACCACCACAUCAGAGCCAACAGCAAUCAAAAGCCAGUUGAAAAUUUGUAAGGAUGAAGUCAACCGGCUUUCAGUUCUUCAGCCUCAAAUCGAGCGAUUAAAAAUUCAAAGCAUAGCCCUGAAAGAGAAAGGACAAGGGCCAAUGUUCCUGGAUGCAGACUUUGUGGCCUUUACAAAUCAUUUUAACCAAGUCUUUGCUGAUGUGCAGGCCAGAGAAAAAGAGCUACAGACAAUUUUUGACACAUUGCCACCCAUGCGCUAUCAGGAGACCAUGAGUACCAUCCUGACGUGGAUCCAGCAGUCAGAAAGCAAACUCUCUAGACCUCAGGUUACUGUCACUGAAUAUGACAUCAUGGAGCAGAGACUUGAAGAGUUACAGGCUUUACAAAGUUCCCUGCAAGAGCAACAAAGUGGCCUAAACUAUCUCAGCACCACUGUGAAAGAGAUGUCAAGGAAAGCACCAUCUGAUAUUAGCCGGAAGUACCAGACGGAAUUUGAAGAGAUUGAGGGCCGCUGGAAGAAGCUGUCCUCUCAGCUGUCUGAGCAUUGCCAAAAGCUAGAGGAGCAAAUGGCAAAACUUCGAAAAAUUCAGAAUCACAUCAAAACUCUGAAGAAGUGGAUGGCUGAAGUUGAUGUUUUCCUGAAGGACGAGUGGCCUGCCCUCGGGGACUCAGAAAUUCUGAAAAAACAGCUGAAACAGUGCAGGCUUUUAGUCAAUGAUAUUCAGACAAUUCAGCCCAGUCUCAACAGUGUCAAUGAAGGUGCACAGAAGAUAAAGAAUGAAGCAGAGCCAGAGUUUGCUUGCAGACUUGAGACAGAGCUCAGAGAACUGAACACUCAGUGGGAUUACGUAUGCCGACAGGUCUAUGCCAGAAAGGAAGCUUUAAAGGGAGGUUUGGAUAAAACUGUAAGUCUUCAGAAAGAUCUGUCAGAGAUGCACGAAUGGAUGACGCAAGCUGAAGAAGAAUACCUAGAGAGAGAUUUUGAAUAUAAAACCCCAGACGAAUUACAGACUGCAGUUGAAGAGAUGAAGAGAGCUAAGGAAGAGGCCCAGCAAAAAGAAGCAAAAGUGAAACUCCUUACCGAGUCCGUCAAUAGUGUCAUAGCUGAGGCUCCCCCUGCAGCACGAGAGGCCUUACAGAAGGAACUUGACACUCUAACCACCAACUACCAGUGGCUCUGCACCAGGCUCAAUGGAAAAUGCAAGACCUUGGAAGAAGUUUGGGCGUGCUGGCACGAAUUAUUGUCAUACUUGGAGAAGGCAAACAAGUGGCUAAAUGAAGUAGAAUUCAAACUUAAAACCACGGAAAAUAUUCCUAGUGGAGCUGAGGAAAUCUCUGAGGUGCUGGAUUCACUUGAAAAUUUGAUGCAACAUUCAGAGGAUAACCCGAAUCAGAUUCGCAUAUUGGCACAGACCCUAACAGAUGGUGGAGUCAUGGAUGAACUGAUCAAUGAGGAACUUGAGACGUUUAAUUCUCGUUGGAGAGAACUACAUGAAGAGGCUGUGAGGAGGCAAAAGUUGCUUGAACAGAGUAUCCAGUCUGCCCAGGAGAUCGAAAAAUCCUUGCACUUAAUUCAGGAGUCCCUCUCAUCCAUUGACAAGCAGUUGGCAGCUUAUAUUGCUGACAAAGUGGACGCAGCUCAGAUGCCUCAGGAAGCCCAGAAAAUCCAAUCAGAUUUGACAAGUCAUGAGAUCAGUUUAGAAGAAAUGAAGAAACAUUACCAGGGAAAGGAGACUGCCCAAAGGGUGCUGUCCCAAAUCGAUGUGGCCCAGAAAAAGUUGCAAGAUGUUUCCUUGAAGUUUCGAUUAUUCCAGAAGCCAGCCAAUUUUGAGCAGCGUCUACAGGAAAGUAAGAUGAUUUUAGAUGAAGUGAAGAUGCAUUUGCCUGCGUUGGAAACAAAGAGCGUGGAACAGGAAGUAGUACAGUCACAGUUAAAUCAUUGUGUGAACUUGUAUAAAAGUCUGAGUGAAGUGAAGUCUGAAGUGGAAAUGGUGAUAAAAACUGGACGUCAGAUUGUACAGAAGAAACAGACAGAAAACCCUAAAGAACUUGAUGAAAGAGUCACGGCUUUGAAAUUACAUUAUAAUGAGCUGGGAGCAAAGGUGACGGAAAGAAAGCAACAGUUGGAAAAAUGCUUGAAAUUGUCCCGUAAGAUGCGAAAGGAAAUGAAUGCCCUGACAGAAUGGCUGGCAGCUACAGAUAUGGAAUUGACGAAGAGAUCAGCAGUUGAAGGAAUGCCUAGUAAUUUGGAUUCUGAAGUUGCCUGGGGAAAGGCUACUCAGAAAGAGAUUGAGAAACAGAAGGUUCACCUAAAGAGUGUCACAGAGCUAGGAGAGGCCUUGAAAACGGUUUUGGGCAAGAAGGAGGCCUUGGUGGAAGAUAAACUGAGUCUUCUGAAUAGUAACUGGAUAGCUGUCACUUCCCGAGCAGAAGAGUGGUUAAACCUUUUGCUGGAAUACCAGAAACACAUGGAAAACUUUGACCAGAAUGUGGAUUACAUCACAAACUGGAUCAUUCAGGCUGAUGCACUUUUGGAUGAAUCUGAGAAAAAGAAACCUCAGCAAAAAGAAGACAUACUUAAGCGUUUAAAGGCUGAAAUGAAUGACAUGCGCCCAAAGGUGGAUUCCACGCGAGACCAAGCAGCAAACCUGAUGGCAAACCGCGGCGACCACUGCAGGAAAGUAGUAGAGCCCAAAAUCUCAGAGCUCAACCAUCGAUUUGCAGCCAUUUCUCACAGAAUUAAGACUGGAAAGGCCUCCAUUCCUUUGAAGGAAUUGGAGCAGUUUAACUCAGAUAUACAAAAAUUGCUUGAACCACUGGAGGCUGAAAUUCAGCAGGGGGUGAAUCUGAAAGAGGAAGACUUCAAUAAAGAUAUGAGUGAAGACAAUGAGGGUACUGUAAAAGAAUUGUUGCAAAGAGGAGACAACUUACAACAAAGAAUCACAGAUGAGAGAAAGCGAGAGGAAAUAAAGAUAAAACAGCAGCUGUUACAGACAAAACAUAAUGCUCUCAAGGAUUUGAGGUCUCAAAGAAGAAAAAAGGCUCUAGAAAUUUCUCACCAGUGGUAUCAGUACAAGAGGCAGGCUGAUGAUCUCCUGAAAUGCUUGGAUGACAUUGAAAAAAAAUUAGCCAGCCUACCUGAACCCAGAGAUGAAAGGAAAAUAAAGGAAAUUGAUCGUGAAUUGCAGAAGAAGAAAGAGGAGCUGAAUGCAGUGCGUAGGCAAGCUGAGGGCUUGUCUGAGGAUGGGGCCGCAAUGGCAGUGGAGCCAACUCAGAUCCAGCUCAGCAAGCGCUGGCGGGAAAUUGAGAGCAAAUUUGCUCAGUUUCGAAGACUCAACUUUGCACAAAUUCACACAGUCCAUGAAGAAUCGAUGAUGGCGAUGACUGAAGAAAUGCCUUUGGAAAUUUCUUAUGUGCCUUCUACUUACCUGACUGAGAUCACUCACGUCUCGCAAGCCCUGUCAGAAGUGGAACAACUUCUUAAUGCUCCUGACCUCCGUGCUAAAGACUUCGAAGAUCUCUUUAAACAAGAGGAGUCUCUGAAGAACAUAAAAGACAGCCUGCAACAAAUCUCAGGUCGGAUUGACAUCAUUCACAAUAAGAAGGCAGCAGCCUUGCACAGUGCCACUCCUGCAGAAAGGGCAAAGCUGCAGGAAGCUCUCUCACGGCUCGAUUUCCAAUGGGAAAGAGUGAACAAAAUGUACAAGGACCGACAAGGGCGAUUUGACAGAUCUGUGGAAAAGUGGCGGCGGUUUCAUUAUGAUAUGAAGAUACUUAAUCAAUGGCUAACAGAAGCUGAACAGUUUCUCAAAAAGACACAGAUUCCUGAGAAUUGGGAACAUGCCAAAUACAAAUGGUGUCUUAAGGAACUCCAGGAUGGCAUCGGGCAGCGGCAAACUGUUGUCAGGAUAUUGAAUGCAACUGGGGAAGAAAUAAUUCAACAGUCCUCAAAAACAGAUGCCAGUAUUUUACAAGAAAAACUGGGAAGCCUGAAUCUGCGGUGGCAGGAGGUCUGCAAACAGCUGGCAGAGAGGAAAAAGAGGCUAGAGGAACAAAAAAAUAUCUUGUCAGAAUUUCAAAGGGAUGUAAAUGAAUUUGUUUUAUGGUUGGAAGAAGCAGACAGCGUUGCUAAUAUUCCACUUGAACCUGGGAAUGAGCAGCAGCUAAAACAAAAACUUGAACAAGUCAAGUUACUGGCGGAAGAGUUGCCCCUUCGCCAGGGGAUUCUAAAACAAUUAAAUGAAGCCGGAGGAACAGUGCUUGUAAGUGCUCCCAUAAGCCCAGAAGAGCAAGAUAAACUUGAAAAUAAGCUCAAGCAGACAAAUCUUCAGUGGAUAAAGGUUUCUAGAAAUUUGCCUGAGAAACAAGGAGAAAUUGAGGCACACAUAAAAGACCUUGGACAGCUUGAAGAGCAGUUAAAUCAUCUGCUUCUGUGGCUGGCUCCUAUUAGAAAUCAGUUGGAAAUUUACAGUCAACCAAAUCAAACAGGACCGUUUGACCUUAAGGAAAUUGAAGUAGCAGUUCAAGCUAAACAGCCGGAUGUGGAAGGGAUUUUGUCUAAAGGGCAGCAUUUGUACAAGGAAAAACCAGCCGCUGAGCCAGUGAAGAGAAAGGUUGAAGAUCUGAGCUCUGAUUGGAAGGCAGUAACCCACUUACUUCAAGAGCUCAAGGCAAAGCAGCCUGGCCCAGCUCCCAGACUGACCGCCGUUGGAGCCGCUCCUAGUCAGACUGUUACUCUGGUGACACAACCCGUGGUUUCCAAGGAAACUGCCAUCUCCAAACUAGAAAUGCCAUCUUCCUUGCUGUUGGAGGUGCCUGCUCUGGCAGAUUUCAACCGAGCUUGGACAGAACUUACCGACUGGCUGUCUCUGCUGGAUCGAGUUAUAAAAUCACAGAGGGUGAUGGUGGGUGAUCUUGAAGACAUCAACGAAAUGAUCAUCAAGCAGAAGGCAACACUGCAGGAUUUGGAACAGAGGCGCCCCCAGUUGGAAGAACUCAUUACCGCCGCCCAGAAUUUGAAAAACAAGACCAGCAAUCAAGAGGCUAGAACCAUCAUUACCGAUCGAAUUGAAAGAAUUCAGAGUCAGUGGGAUGAAGUACAGGAGCACCUUCAGAACCGGAGGCAGCAGUUGAAUGAAAUGUUAAAGGAUUCCACACAAUGGCUGGAAGCUAAAGAAGAAGCUGAGCAGGUGCUGGGGCAGGCCAGAGCCAAGCUGGAGUCAUGGAAGGAGACUCCCUACACAAUGGAUGCGAUCCAAAAGAAAAUCACAGAAACCAAGCAGUUGGCCAAAGACCUCCGCCAGUGGCAGAUAAAUGUAGAUGUUGCAAAUGAUUUGGCCCUGAAACUUCUCCGGGAUUAUUCUUCAGAUGAUACGAGAAAAGUACACAUGAUAACAGAGAACAUCAAUGCCUCUUGGGCAAGCAUUCAUAAAAGAGUGAGUGAGCGAGAGGCUGCUCUGGAAGAAACCCAUAGAUUGCUACAGCAGUUCCCCCUCGACCUGGAGAAAUUCCUUGCCUGGCUUACAGAGGCUGAAACAACUGCCAACGUGCUGCAGGAUGCCACCCAUAAGGAAAGGCUCCUGGAAGAUUCCAAGGGAGUAAGAGAGCUGAUGAAACAAUGGCAAGACCUCCAAGGAGAAAUCGAAGCUCACACAGAUAUCUAUCACAACCUGGAUGAAAAUGGCCAAAAAGUCCUGAGAUCCCUGGAAGGUUCUGAUGACGCAGCCCUGUUGCAAAGACGUUUGGAUACCAUGAACUUCAAGUGGAGUGAGCUUCGGAAGAAGUCUCUCAACAUUAGGUCUCAUUUGGAAGCCAGUUCUGACCAGUGGAAACGUCUGCACCUCUCUCUUCAGGAGCUUCUGGUGUGGCUACAGCUGAAAGAUGACGAGUUAAGCCGGCAGGCACCGAUCGGAGGCGAUUUUCCAGCAGUUCAGAAGCAGAAUGAUGUACACAGGGCCUUCAAGAGGGAGUUGAAAACGAAAGAACCUGUAAUCAUGAGUACUCUUGAGACUGUACGAAUAUUUCUGACAGAGCAGCCUUUAGAAGGACUAGAGAAACUCUACCAGGAGCCCAGAGAGCUGCCUCCUGAGGAGAGAGCCCAGAAUGUCACACGGCUCCUGCGAAAGCAGGCUGAGGAGGUCAACACCGAGUGGGAAAAACUGAACCUGCACUCUGCAGACUGGCAGAGAAAAAUAGAUGAGGCCCUCGAAAGACUCCAGGAGCUUCAGGAAGCAACCGAUGAGCUUGACCUCAAGCUGCGUCAGGCUGAGGUGAUCAAGGGCUCCUGGCAGCCUGUGGGUGACCUCCUCAUUGACUCUCUCCAAGAUCACCUUGAAAAAGUCAAGGUGCUUCGAGGAGAAAUUACACCUCUGAAAGAGAAUGUCAGCUACGUCAAUGACCUUGCUCGCCAACUCACUACGUUGGGCAUUCAGCUGUCACCAUAUAACCUCAGCACUCUGGAAGACCUGAACACCAGAUGGAAGCUUCUGCAGGUGGCCGUUGAGGACCGCAUCAGGCAGCUGCACGAAGCCCACCGGGACUUUGGCCCCGCGUCCCAGCACUUCCUUUCCACUUCUGUCCAGGGUCCCUGGGAGAGAGCCAUCUCGCCAAACAAAGUGCCCUACUAUAUCAACCACGAGACCCAAACGACUUGCUGGGACCAUCCCAAAAUGACAGAGCUCUACCAAUCUUUAGCCGACCUGAAUAAUGUCAGGUUCUCAGCUUAUAGGACCGCCAUGAAGCUCCGAAGACUGCAGAAGGCCCUUUGCUUGGAUCUCUUGAGCCUGUCAGCUGCGUGCGAUGCCUUGGACCAGCACCACCUCAAGCAAAAUGACCAGCCCAUGGACAUCCUGCAGGUCAUAAAUUGUCUGACCACUCUCUAUGAUCGCCUGGAACAAGAGCACAACAAUCUGGUCAACGUCCCUCUCUGCGUGGAUAUGUGUCUCAAUUGGCUGCUGAAUGUCUACGACACGGGACGAACCGGGAGGAUCCGGGUCCUGUCUUUUAAGACUGGCAUCAUUUCUCUGUGUAAAGCGCAUUUGGAAGACAAGUACAGAUACCUUUUCAAGCAAGUGGCAAGCUCCACAGGAUUUUGUGACCAGCGCAGGCUGGGCCUCCUCCUGCACGACUCUAUCCAGAUCCCGAGGCAGUUGGGUGAAGUCGCAUCCUUCGGGGGCAGUAACAUCGAGCCGAGUGUCAGAAGCUGCUUCCAGUUUGUGAGUUACCUUCUUAAGUCGCAGGGUCAGAGAUUUAUGCCCUGCUGGUGUCCCGUCCCCGGCGCAACGCGUGGCUUGUCCGUUCGCCUUCUUACCCUGCCCCGUUUCUCUUCCACAUCCCAGUCAGUGCCCCCCCAAACCCUUUCUUCCUCCCAAGUGGCCAAGAACUCCCCUGAUACUGAGGUGGUUUGCAUUUUCGCCACGGUCGGUGAUGCUGCGGUGAACCUCUUUAUGCAUUCCGCUGUUUCCCUUGAUGGAAGUGAAAUAACAGGCGUUUUCUUUGGCUCCCUGCUGGAAUAUGAGAUAACCCCACGGGAGCACGGGGGGCUUGGGGUUGACGUCUGGGACCUGGCAGGCUUGUCCUCAGCCAGGUGCUCUGGCAGUCACCUUGCCUUUCACUGUGCACCGUGCAUGAAAAUGCGCGGUCUGCCGCGGCGAAGGAGACCACGAGUGAAGAUGCCCUUUGCCCUUUGUUUGAAGCGUGGGGACCUUGGGACUGUGCCAGGCUGGUUCUUAGAGCAAGGCUGUGCUCCAAGGCCUGUUUUCUACCCACCUAAGGACAUAGCAGUAAAGUACUUAACUUCUACGAAUGCAUUCCUUGUAUCGCAGAAAGAGAAGAUGGCUGUCCGUAGGUCAGUGCAGAAUUUUGUUGGAGAUUUAAGCAGCUGGGCAUUGUCUCGGAUGCUAAAUGUUCUGAACGGAGAAGGCAGAACAGGAAAUGGAUCACCGCGCUCAUUUCAAAGCUUGGUCGUUCCCAGCAAAGAUUGCCUGGUCUUCGGGGAAAUUCUGUAUGAGUUACAGCCUAAAUCGUUCGUGCUGCUUAAGCCUGUUUCUUGUUGUUCUGUCCUCAGUGGAGGGAUCGAACAGCUGGUCGCAGGCCCCUAUGCAAGAGCCAUUCACAUAAUUGAAAACUGUCUUUCAAACCCUUUAAUUAUCCUUGUGCCUUUCUGCCAAGCCUUGUCUAAGUUCUGGGUCAGCUGUAGCCACCAGAACUCGACAGCAUUUUCUAAGAAGGGUUUGAACAGUUCUGAGGGGUGUGUUUUUGUUUUUGUUUUAACCAGGUACAGGAGUCUGAAGCACUUUAACUAUGACAUCUGCCAAAGUUGCUUUUUUUCUGGUCGAGUUGCAAAAGGCCAUAAAAUGCACUAUCCCAUGGUGGAAUACUGCACUCCGACUACGUCGGGAGAAGAUGUUCGUGACUUUGCCAAGGUACUAAAAAACAAAUUUCGAACCAAAAGGUAUUUUGCGAAGCAUCCCCGAAUGGGCUACCUGCCUGUGCAGACUGUCUUAGAGGGGGACAACAUGGAAACUCCUGUUACUCUGAUCAACUUCUGGCCGGUAGAUUCUGCGCCCGCCUCGUCCCCUCAGCUUUCACACGAUGAUACUCAUUCACGCAUUGAACAUUAUGCUAGCAGGCUAGCAGAAAUGGAAAACAGCAAUGGAUCUUAUCUAAAUGAUAGCAUCUCUCCUAAUGAGAGCAUAGAUGAUGAACAUUUGUUAAUCCAGCAUUACUGCCAAAGUUUGAACCAGGACUCCCCCCUGAGCCAGCCUCGUAGUCCUGCCCAGAUCUUGAUUUCCUUAGAGAGUGAGGAAAGAGGGGAGCUAGAGAGAAUCCUAGCAGAUCUUGAGGAAGAAAACAGGAACCUGCAAGCCGAGUAUGACCGUCUCAAGCAGCAGCACGAGCAUAAAGGCCUGUCCCCACUGCCGUCCCCUCCCGAGAUGAUGCCCACUUCUCCCCAGAGUCCCCGGGACGCCGAGCUCAUUGCCGAGGCCAAGCUCCUGCGUCAGCACAAGGGCCGCCUGGAGGCCAGGAUGCAGAUCCUAGAAGACCACAACAAGCAGCUGGAGUCGCAGUUACAGCGGCUCCGGCAGCUGCUGGAGCAACCCCAGGCCGAGGCCAAGGUGAAUGGUACAACGGUGUCUUCUCCUUCUACCUCUCUUCAGAGGUCAGACAGCAGUCAGCCCAUGCUGCUCCGGGUGGUUGGCAGUCAGACUUCGGAAUCCAUGGGCGAGGAAGACCUGCUCAGUCCUCCCCAGGACACAAGCACAGGGUUAGAGGAAGUGAUGGAACAGCUCAACAACUCCUUCCCUAGUUCCAGAGGAAGAAAUACCCCUGGGAAGCCAAUGAGAGAGGACACAAUGUAGGAAGCCUUUUCCACUUGGCAGAUGAUUUGGGCAGAGCGAUGGAGUCCUUAGUGUCAGUCAUGACAGAUGAAGAAGGGGCAGAAUAAAUGUUUUACAACUCCUGAUUCCCGCAUGGUUUUUAUAAUAUUCAUACAACAAAGAGGAUUAGACAGUAAGAGUUUACAAGAAAAAAAAAAUCUAUAUUUUUGUGAAGGGUAGUGGUACUAUACUGUAGAUUUCAGUAGUUUCUAAGUCUGUUAUUGUUUUGUUAACAAUGGCAGGUUUUACACGUCUAUGCAAUUGUACAAAAAAGUUAUAAGAAAACUACAUGUAAAAUCUUGAUAGCUAAAUAACUUGCCAUUUCUUUAUAUGGAACGCAUUUUGGGUUGUUUAAAAAUUUAUAACAGUUAUAAAGAAAGAUUGUAAACUAAAGUGUGCUUUAUAAAAAAAAAAGUUGUUUAUAAAAACCCCUAAAAACAGACACACACACACACACACACACACACACACACACACACUUGGAGGCAGCGCAUUGUUUUGCAUCGUUUUAGCGUGAUAUCCAUAUGAAAUCCAUGUUUUCUUUUCUUGCAUAUUAAAGAUAGGACACUUCCUCUAACACCACCAGAUGAUUACUUCACAGUGCUCUUUUUGGAAUCGCUGGCCAAGUGGGACUGGCUGUGGUUUUUCGCUUCCUGCAUCUAUAUGUCUAGAAGUAUGUAAAUACUGUAGGGAUAUAGAUCUGAAUUUCUGGAGAUCUUUGAAAUUUCUUGUUCAAAUGACCUGGCCACUUCCUAAUGCAAAGAGAUUGCCUCUGGUCCCGCAGGCUUACCUGCUUGGUCUAGAAUGAAUUCUCCCUGGAGCCUGAAACCAGGGGGCAGCUACCACACUGAAACACUGUCUGGGGCCCCAGAUGUUUCUCAUUUGCAACUUUCCACUGACAGCGACGGUACCGAAUUUUUGCAAAGGGACAUGUGAAUGAAUACACAGGACUUACUGUGUCCGAGUGAUCCGUUAGCUGAUACAUUCAGCUUCCGGCCACUGGCAAGGCCACCAUCUACAUUGAAUGAUGCUUCAGCGCAAGUCACGACAUCAGAAGAUAUUUUUCACUCGCAGACAGUAGGCAAUCCUUCUGGUAGGGCUGGAAGGCAGUGGAUUGCCAGCCGAUCCCUGCGAGGGAGGGAGGCCACUCUUGAAGUAAAGGGCUGGAUGAACGUUCCUAACCACACUGAGAGAUCUUGGUAAAUACAACGAAUUCCCUCUGCCCUCUUCCCACAAACAGCAGUGGUUAUUUUAGGGUUUUUUUUUUCUUUUUUUUUUUUUUAAGGACUUUCCCCAUUGCAGUGAGUUUUUAAAUGCCACAAGACUUCAUUUAAAAUAACCCUCGGGAAAAUGUGUAAGACAGCCUCAUCACGGUGUGUUACUGUUAAAUAUCCACCCACAAGCCCAUGAACUUGGUUGCCCUACUUCACAUUUCUCUACAAGCAAUUCCACGCAGGUUUGUAAGGGGGAACGGAGACGGAUUCGCGUGUUCCGAAAAGUACUCCAAACCCUUGGCUGGUGGAUGAGGAAGGUUAACGAUACAAAGAUUGUUCAAAAAGAAUAACCCAAGAGGACUAACUGGUAGGAACAAGCUUUACUCUUUCGUGUUCUUAGCCUUUCAUUUUUUUUUUAAUCAUUCAUUCAAUAGAAAUCACCAUGUGACCUAUUAUUUUGCAAAUCUGUUACCUCUUAGGUCAAGUGUUAACUUUUGGGGAGUGGGUUUUGUGUAUUAUUUUAUUAAUGAUAAUUAACAUCCAACAUGGCUUCUCAUGCUAUUUCUACCUCACUUUGGUUUUGGGGUGUUCCUAAUAAUCGUGCACACAUGCUUUCACCCACUUGUCUCCUGUGUCAACAUUUUUCUCGAUUUUUCCCCCCAUUGUAACUUCCACAAGAAAACCCAAAGCUCUAAGGUAACAAAACGACCUGAAGAUUCGGUUUUAGUCUUGCAUCUUUUCCUUUAUGUGACACUGGACUUUUUCCUUCACCCACAAGUUUGGUUUUUUUGUUUGUGUGUUUGUUUAACCAUGAUUAAAAACAAGGGGUUGUGUUCCUUCCUACUAAGCGGUUUUAAGUUUCCUUCUAAAAGCAGAGGUAAAUAGAGUGCAUAAUUUUAUUUUAAUCUUUUUGUUUUAUCUUUUAGACAUUAGUUCUGGAGUGAGUCUGUCAAAAUAUUUGAAUAAAAAUUGAGAGCUUUACUGCUACAUUUUAAGCAUAA
Messenger RNA from Herpailurus yagouaroundi (jaguarundi), 14390 nucleotides. It is a transcript of the gene DMD, whose product is annotated as dystrophin. NCBI's taxonomy places the organism in Eukaryota, Metazoa, Chordata, Mammalia, Carnivora, Felidae. Gene Ontology annotation, cellular component: plasma membrane. The record is from RefSeq and is a predicted model, not a curated record. The transcript has 85 exons. Gene Ontology annotation, molecular function: protein binding; zinc ion binding. Bases 230 to 12157 code for a protein of 3975 amino acids.